AGUUUAUCCAAAUUAAUACUUUCACCCUACCUUUCAAAACAUUUGGAAACAGAAGCAGCCCUUUAUAUUACUCAGGAAAUUAAUCACAUUAAUAAAUAUAUGCAAGGGAAUCCACUCUUAGUCAAAAAGCUCUCCAAAGCUUUAAAUCCACUUGAACCUAUUGAUUUUUAUCAUGGUUACCUGAUUUAUUACCUUGAUAAUGAUCUUUAUAUUACAGAUAAUAUUGAUGAAAAUGAUGAAUCUUUGACUCCUUAUAUCUAUAAUUACAAAAUUGUACCAGAAUUAACAUCUCAUAAUAAUAAAUACCUUAUAAUAACUAACCAAGGUGGCGAUAGGGUUAUUUUAGAUGAAGAAAAUAGUAUUGCUAAUGAAGUUGAAGAAGAUAUUUUUGAACAAUUUCCUGAAGCUUUUGAAGACUCUAAAAUAUCUCUGAUUGGAGUUAUCCUACAAUAUCUCAAAAAAAAAAAAAUAUUCAGCUAG
Molecule: messenger RNA, 480 nt
Organism: Racocetra persica
Lineage: Eukaryota; Fungi; Glomeromycota; Glomeromycetes; Diversisporales; Gigasporaceae
Source: the annotation of a GenBank genome assembly